Molecule: messenger RNA, 3348 nt
Organism: Guillardia theta CCMP2712
Lineage: Eukaryota; Cryptophyceae; Pyrenomonadales; Geminigeraceae
Exons: 22
Coding region: 1-3348 (1115 amino acids)
Biological process (GO): nucleotide-excision repair; double-strand break repair involved in meiotic recombination
Cellular component (GO): nucleus
Molecular function (GO): DNA binding; hydrolase activity, acting on acid anhydrides, in phosphorus-containing anhydrides; DNA helicase activity
Source: RefSeq, a predicted model, not a curated record
AUGACCACCAUGGCGAGUCAGGAGGUAUCAAGGGCCUUGCACAUCCGAGGGUGCGAGGUGAACUUUCCUCACACUCCAUACUCUUCACAGCUGGCGAUGAUGGAUAAGACCAUUUUCGCACUGAGGAACGAGAAGAACGUGCUGCUUGAAUUGCCAACAGGAUCUGGGAAGAGCCUUAGCCUCCUGUGCGCAGUCUCAGCAUGGCUGCAAGCUGCAGAGAGGGAGCAGCAGCAGCAGGGACAGCUCAGACCCGAAGGCGACAAUGAUCUCAAUGGCCUCCAUGGCAUGGAUCCUAUGCAUGAUGACGACGACGACAUGGAUGAGGAUGAGGAUGAGGAUGAGGAUGAGGAUGAGGAUGUUGGUGGAGCUGCUGGCGGUAACGAAGGCGAUGUCAAUGAUGUAAGGCAGGAAGACAAGGACAGAAAGGCUCGUAGAAAAUCUCGUCGCUCCCCGAAGAUCUACUUUGCCAGCAGAACUCACUCGCAGAUAGCACAGCUGGUACGCGAGCUGAGGAAGACGAAGUAUUCACCAAGGAUAUGCGUGUUGGGAUCCCGUGAGCACUACUGCAUCAACCCUCGAGUGAUGGCGUCGGAGAAACCCAAGGGAGAAGAAUGCAAGGCGAAGUUGAAAGAGAACAGCUGCUCGUUCUACCAUGGCGUCCAGAGGCUGGAGAACCACAAGGACCUGCAGCCCCAUGGGAAGUUGAGACUCCACGACAUCGAAGGCAGAGAUCGACCUCCUAAGGUUCACGGAUGCCCAUACUUCGCCGCGAGAUCUCUUGCGAAACGAGCCAACGUAAUCUUCUGCCCGUACAACUACCUGGUGGAGCCAGCGAUACGCGACGCCAUGGGGGUCGAGUUGGAGGGGAACACAGUGAUCAUCGACGAGGCUCACAACAUCGAAGACGUGUGUAGGGAGGCAGCAAGCCUUGAGCUGAAGCAUGAAGAUCUUGUUGAAACGAAUAGACAGUGGGAGGAGAUGCAGUUUGCCGAAGAUGCACAUAACUACAUGUUGCUGGAUGCAGUUGUCCGAAACCUAGCAAGCUACAUGAAGGAGCAAAGUCAGAAUCUGAUUCAACAGAACCAUCUCUACUCUUACAAGAUCCAAAGCGGGUUUAUUGCUACAGAUGUUUUUCGGAACGCGGGAAUCAACGAAGAGACUUUGAAACCUUUGAACUCUUUUCUUCAGAAAGCGAUCAAGAAACUGGACGAGGUGGAGAAUCAGAGAGAAGAAGAAUCAAGUCCCUUGCCCCCAGCCAAGUCUCUCAAGCUCGUUCAGGACAUUUUCUCCAAGGCCCAGCUGUUGUUCCAGAACCCGUUUGACUACAGACUUGCUAUCGAGCAACGAACUACGAGGGAGGAGCGAGGGGGGAGAAGGCCGGGCCAAGCCAAGUUAGAGCUGAGCAUGAGCCUUUGGUGCCUCAACCCUGCUGUGGCUUUCAAGGCCGUCUCCUCUCAAACCAGGGCUGUCAUCCUCACGAGUGGAACGCUCUCCCCCAUCACGUCGUUUGCAACGGAGCUGGGCACGACCUUUCACAUGACGUACCAGGCUCCCCACGUUAUAGACACCAGCAAACAGGUCUUCGUGGGCAGUGUCUGCAGUGUGCCCGGGAACCCCCUCCUGAAGCUCAACGGGAGCUACAAACAUCAGGACUCGGUGAUCUACCAAGACAACCUUGGGGCUGCAGUCCUUGAGCUGUGUAAGAUCAUUCCUUUCGGGGUUCUCUGUUUCUUCCCCUCCUACGGGUUGUUGGAGAAGGUCAAGAGCCGCUGGAUGGCGACUGGUCAAUAUGAAAAGAUUGACGAAGUCAAAGAUAUCAUAGUAGAGCCUCGCACUGGCGAAGACUUCGAUCGAGCCAUGGAGAGCUACUAUGAUGCAAUUGCAAGGAGCAAAGGAGAGGCAGCUCCGAAAGCCACCAAGAAGGCAGCGUCUAAGAGCUUCUUCAAGAAGGCCGGGCAGAAAGUUCCAACACCCGGCAAGGCCAAGACCGGGGCAGUCUUCCUAGCUGUCUGCAGAGGGAAGGUGAAGGUGAAGAAGACGUAUAACGACAACAAAGUUGGCGAUGGCUUGCUGAACGGAGACGAGUGGUACUCCCUACAAGCGUUCAGAGCUAUCAACCAGGCAGUCGGGCGUUGCAUCCGGCAUGUGAACGACUACGGUUCGAUCAUCUUCCUCGAUGAAAGGUACCAGCAGAAGUCCAGCAUCAAGUCAAACCUGUCCAAGUGGGUUCGGGAGUGCCUAGUGGACUACAAGACGUUUGAGGACUGCGCGGGAAGGCUGGGAGGCUUCUUCUCUCAACUUGCGCCUGCCGAUGUGGAGCAGCUGAAGGAGAGGCUGGAGAAGUCGGAGCCGAGCUGCAAGGCCAGCGGCACCAAGACGAGCAACAAGUGCAUGACAUUCGAGUUUGCUGCCGCGUCCUUGCUCGAUGCCCUGAACCCAGAGUCAUCUGAACCCCCACCCGCAUUGGGAGCGAACUCUGCAGAGCCUGGAGGUACUUCAGCAGGAGAUGCUCUGUGUGUGCUAGGAGGGCAGGACGAUCCUUGUUGCAAGGAGCCUCCAGAGGCCUGCGGAGGCUGUGCUGACAUAGAGAAGGAGACUGCGAGUUUCCUGUCAUGUUGCGGCCAAGAAGUCGACGUUGACUUCUGUCUCGAGGAAGUCAAAGAGACAGUCCAGCAUCACAGCGUCAGGGAGCUGACGCGAGCUGCCGAUGACAAGGGCGGCUCCUUCUACUGCAUCGACGUAGAACGAUCCUGCAACUUCGUCAAGGGCAGUCUACAUGCUGCAAGACCCUCGGAAGGCCCUGAAGGCACCUGGUUCCCUCAAGACGGACUUGUGCUCUCCAAAGUCUUCUGCAAACACUGCAGCGCUGAGAUGGGGGCGCAAGUCUUGGCGGCUACGAGGGAGAACGUGGACAGGAUAGGCAAGGUCUUGAUACCAGCAGAGAGGCUGUACCAAGGGGAGAGGGGAGGAAAGACAAGGAUUAAGGCGUCGCAUGAGGUGGAACAAUCCAAGAGCUCCAUGCUGCUGUCCUACUUCACGUCGAAGUCGUGCAAGGAGAAGAAAGGCUCGGCCUUCCAGCAGAGCUGCUAUGGUGCAUCGAUGGUCGGCAAGGCAAGGGGAAGUGAGAGGGCGGAGGAGAAGGAGAACGUCAUGAUUAUCGACUGCGAUGUGGGUCAAGCAGCUUCCCAGCAGGAGGUGAGCAAGAGCAGGAGUGAGCAAACCAGGAGUGUGCAGAGGUUCAUGGACAGCGCCGAAGCCUUCGACGAUGACGAUGACUUCCGUCCUUCAAGACCCAAGGGAGCUGCCAUGAAGAGCAAGAAGAAGCCAAGGACUGACGGGAGAUUCUAG